UCCGCUCCAUCUCCUCUAUCCGCUCCAUCUCCUCUAUCCGCUCCAUCUCCUCUAUCCGCUCCAUCUCCUCUAUCCGCUCCAUCUCCUCUAUCCGCUCCAUCUCCUCUAUCCGCUCCAUCUCCUCUAUCCGCUCCAUCUCCUCUAUCCGCUCCAUCUCCUCUAUCCGCUCCAUCUCCUCUAUCCGCUCCAUCUCUAUCCGCUCCAUCUCCUCUAUCCGCUCCAUCUCCUCUAUCCGCUCCAUCUCCUCUA
Molecule: messenger RNA, 249 nt
Organism: Hyalella azteca
Lineage: Eukaryota; Metazoa; Arthropoda; Malacostraca; Amphipoda; Hyalellidae
Product: anti-sigma-I factor RsgI2-like
Exons: 2
Source: RefSeq, a predicted model, not a curated record